Colletotrichum phormii is the source of this 1304-nucleotide messenger RNA. Its product is annotated as heterokaryon incompatibility protein-domain-containing protein. NCBI's taxonomy places the organism in Eukaryota, Fungi, Ascomycota, Sordariomycetes, Glomerellales, Glomerellaceae. The transcript has 2 exons. The record is from RefSeq and is a predicted model, not a curated record. The coding region runs from base 217 to 1302 and encodes 361 amino acids.
CAUCAAUCCCAAGCAUCUUGUUCAGCUGAAUUGGUCCAAGGUUCCGCCCGUUCAGCUCGCUCAGCCACUCAUACUAGCCUGCUCAGCCCAACGAGACUGCCCUUGCGUGUCCGCCGGGAAGAUUGUGAACAGAAGACUCUGCUUCAGACUUCAAAAGAUACCCUGUUCCAUGACCUGAACACGAACCUACAUGAUACAGCAUGUAAUGCUUGUUCGAUGGGGAGAAUACGACAGAUCCUGCGACAUACCAUGGCACUUAUCCAGAGACGCACUGAGGAUAUUGGUGCGCGGAACAACCCAACCGAUUGGAGCGCAAUGUUGCCUAAUCCGAAAACCCACAUCCGCCUGCUCACGAUUCUCCCAGGUCGACAGACAGAAGAAGUACGUUGUACCUGCAGCACUAUCAGCAGCACUAUCAGCCUUGAUAGCAGGCCGAGAUACAAUGCCCUAUCAUAUGCCUGGGGCAACCCCGACGAAAAGGCUCAAGUCAUCGUCAAUGGCGUCCAAGUCACGGUCAACAGAAGUCUGGCUGAAGCCUUGAGCCGUAUUCGCCGUCAACAAGAACCGGUUGUCAUCUGGGCAGAUGCCCUUUGCAUCAACCAGAAUGACGCAGACGAGAAAAAGUACCGAAUCGAUCUCAUGCACCGCAUCUAUGGCGAGUGCGAGAAUUGUUCUGUCUGGCUGGGGGGCAUCGUCGUGAAAGGAGAUAGCGGUACGGCCGCAAAGCGAUCUGCAGCAGCAGCCCUUAACGCUCUGCGCAUCAUUGCGGAGGAGCCACACGAUGAAGAGCUUGGCUGGCCCGGGGAGGAUCCAGUUGCUAAGAGCCCUGCUGGUAAUGGGCUUACCGCCGGGGCAGCCUUACAGUCGAUGAUGGACUGUGAGUGGUGGCAGCGCAUCUGUACUGUCCAGGAGGUCUGUCUGCCCUCGAAAGCCACGGUUCUCUGGGGGCCACUCGAGAUCAGCUUUCAAACGAUCAUGGACGCGGCGAGCUAUAUGGUGCAACCGGAUGAGCACCCGCAACACAAUAACAUUUUUGAUCUUUUCCAAGAGGGCACCGCCAUUUACCCAAAGCUUCAUACAAGUCCGUUCACAAUACCCGUCCUCAGCAUUGCUCACGCCAACGGACUAUGUCCUCGAUAUUGUGGUUCUGGGUCCUGGAUCUGGCCCAGCCGGAGGAAUCCAAGUGCACCAGCGAUUUCUGGACACACGAUAUUGCUUGGAGGCAAUUCUAUGCUGGCCGCGGUCUACCACGAUUCAGGCCGCCAGUCACCGAAGCAGGAAAUCCCGUAUUGCUCACUUUAAAC